CUUUCCUAACCUAUCUUUUAAUUAAUAGUUACAUCCACGUGAUGUAUUAAAAUAUAUUUUGUUCUUUUAAUUUAUUAUUAUUGUAUAUAAAUAUUGAAAAUUAAUAUAACAAAUUUUAAAAAAUGGCGAAAUUUUGUCUAAAGAAACCGAGCAAACGAAUGCCAGCUCGAAAAAGAUAUAAAAUUGAGAAAAAAGUUCGAGAACACAAUAGGAAGUUAAGAAAAGAAGCAAAGAAACAUCCUAAAAACAAACCAAAAAUAAUUGAAGUUCCGAAUCAAUGUCCCUUUAAGGAAGAUAUUCUUAAAGAAGUAGAAGCUAUGAGAAAACAACACGAAGAAGAGAAGCAAAAGCAACGUGAAGCUGCACGUCAAAAAAAACAAGAAGAACUUGCUAAAACAGGUCUGCAAGGAUUAAUUUCAGCCGCAGAGAAUAAACAACAGCAACAUCAAGAGAUGGAAAUAGAUACUCCACAUGAAAAAAUAAAAGAUGCAUUAACUAAAGAGGAAAAUUCAUUAAAAGCUUAUUACAAAGAAUUCAAAAAAGUUUUAGAUGCAGCUGAUGUUAUUCUUGAAGUUGUUGAUGCUAGAGAUCCUUUAGGAACUAGAUGUAAACAGGUUGAAGAAGCUGUACAAUCUGCAAGGAAUAAAAGAUUGGUAAUAGUUUUAAAUAAAGCAGAUUUAGUACCCAGAGAAAAUUUAGAUCAAUGGUUAAAAUAUUUACGUAGUAGUUUACCAGCUGUAGCAUUUAAAGCCUCCACUCAAGAUCAAGCUAAGAGAUUGGGUAGAAGAAAAUUAGGAAAAAAAACUGAAAAGAUGAUACAAAGUGGAACUUGUUUUGGUGCUGAAUUAUUGUUAUCACUGCUUGCAAAUUAUUGUAGAAAUGUUGGAAAUGUUAAAACCAGCAUUAGAGUUGGAAUUGUUGGACUUCCAAAUGUUGGCAAAUCAAGUGUUAUUAAUUCUUUAAAACGUAGUAGAGCGUGUAAUGUGGGAAGUACUCCAGGAGUAACAAAAGCUAUGCAAGCAGUGCAAUUAGACUCUAAAAUAAAAUUAUUAGAUUCUCCAGGUAUAGUUUUUGCUAAUCCUGGAGAUAAUGCAGACGAAUCUUCUGUAGCUUUAAAAAAUGCAGUAAAAAUUCAAUCUCUAAAAGAUCCAUACACACCUGCAACUGCUAUUUUGAAAAGAGUUUCCAAACCACAAAUAAUGGAAAUGUAUAAUAUAACGGAAUAUUCAACGCCUGAUGAAUUUUUUGCUUUAAAAGCUACCAGAAUGGGGAAAUUCAGAAAAGGUGGAGUACCUGAUACAAUAGCAGCAGCUCGCAGUAUUUUGGAAGAUUGGAACUCUGGAAAAAUUAGAUAUUAUACUGUUCCUCCGGAACAACCGGAUUGUCACGUAUCCGCAGAAAUAGUUAGCCAAGUCAGUAAAGAAUUCGACAUUGAAAGUUUUGCUGCACAAGAAAAAAUGAUGCUUGAUAAUUUCGAGGAAGAAUCUUUAAAGAAACAAACCACUGAUCCAUUAUUAAUUGAAAGUUCUGGGCCAGUUCUAUCUGCUAUGGAGGUUGAAUUGCAAAAGCAAGCACAAAUUAAAAUUCAGAAUAAACAGAAAAAACAAAUGGAAAAGUCAAAAAAGAAAAUGGAUGAAACGAGAAAAAAGAAAACAGAUCCACUUUUUGAAAUUGAAGGUAAUCAGAAAUUAAAUAAAAUGAAUAAAUUGCAAUUUAAAAAAGAAAAGAAAGAACGAGCUAGAAGAGAAAAAGCAGCUAUCAAGUUGGCGGGCCAACUCGAAGAAUUCAACAUCUCAGCAUCUGAUGAUUAUGAUUUUAAUACAGAUUUUGUAGAGAAAUAAAUAUUGUAAACACGUUUUAUUUAAGAUUUAAGAAAAUGUAAAU
Apis florea (little honeybee) is the source of this 1884-nucleotide messenger RNA. RefSeq names its product Nucleostemin 1 (gene Ns1). NCBI's taxonomy places the organism in Eukaryota, Metazoa, Arthropoda, Insecta, Hymenoptera, Apidae. Gene Ontology annotation, molecular function: GTP binding. The record is from RefSeq and is a predicted model, not a curated record. Gene Ontology annotation, cellular component: nucleolus.